Messenger RNA from Fulvia fulva, 705 nucleotides. RefSeq lists its product as uncharacterized. Bases 1 to 705 code for a protein of 234 amino acids. The transcript is spliced from 3 exons. The record is from RefSeq and is a predicted model, not a curated record. Lineage: Eukaryota; Fungi; Ascomycota; Dothideomycetes; Mycosphaerellales; Mycosphaerellaceae.
AUGCCUCUAACAUACGUGCUCCCCGGUUACCAGGCUAAUCCAGCCUGGAUCAACAACGAGCUCUGUGGUGACUCGAGCCACAACGUCAUCCCAGAGGAGGCCCAGGCCUUCAUCCGCCGUGGCUGUUGCUUGCCACAGAAGAGCGUCGGUCGCUACGUCAACGGAACUUUCAUCCGCACCUUCCAGCACCGCAGUGGCGUGCCACAGCAGAAGGUUGACGAGGACAUGCUCGCCAAGGAGGAUGCGAAGGUCGCCGAGAAUGGAACCGCAAAGGAAGAAGCCGAGAAGGAGAACGUUGCAGAGGGAUUCACUAGUCAGGCUAUUACCAAGGACGAUGCCUUCAAGCAGACCGCCUUCGAGCAGACCGCCACCAAUGCAGAAGCUAGCAAGGAGAUGAUCCAGAAGGAGAUCGCGAUGGAUGAUCGCCUCGAGCACACCGCUGCUGAGCGUGAUGACCUCGAGGACAAUGCCGAGAAGCAGGCCGAUGAGGUGGUCGCCACCCGUAACGAGCGUGCCGGUGUCAAGAAGGACGAAGAUGACCGCAUGGCAAUGUGCAAGGACGAGUGUAAGGACGGCGGAGAGAGCGACGAAGAGGACGACUUCGAGAUCGUUGAGGGUGGAGGGCAAUCCGAGCAGGACGUGCACAACAAGAAGAAGGGACUUCUUCGCAAGUUCGUCAGCGCGUUGACUGGUGGUACGCUUUAG